GAGUGACAAGACAACCGUUUUGCCAUGGAAAGAGACAUUACGAAUUAUAUGAUUGCCACUGGCACCAGCUCACCAGAAGCUGUGGAAGCUGCCAAAGACGUCGUACGAGCGGUGCACAAUGGUCGAGUGCAAGAUAAUUUACUCCUACUUAUUCAACAAUUGGGAGAAUAUUUGACAAGUGACGACGAUUUUGUACGCGCCAAAGCCACGGGUCUUUUAUCAACGACAUUGCGAGAAUGCGAGCAUACGUCGAUUAACGGAUCAGCAGUAUCUGUCUUGGUGGACUUUUAUUGCAACCGUCUGACGGAGAAAACUUGCGUCCCCUAUUUGUUGGAUGGCUUACUGGCAUUGACGGACUUUGACAACUUCAGCGAUGUGAAUGCAGUGACAGUCGCUAAAAGACUAUUCGAGCGAGUGGAGGUACAGAGAUUCCCCCAAGGAACAAGAAAUUCCGCUUUUCAGCUGUUUGAAAAUUUGUUGUCCAAGAAACUGGCAGCUUUGAGAUCGAUCAAUGAUGAGUUCAUUUACGGGUUCACACAAGCCAUGGACGGUGAAAAGGAUCCACGCAAUUUGUUAUGCGCCUUCAAGCUCGUCGAGACCAUCAACCGUGAAUUCGAUAUCUCGAUCCAUGUGGAAGACCUUUUUGAAGUCACAUUUUGCUAUUUCCCCAUCACCUUUAAACCCCCACCCGAUGAUCCUUACGGCAUCACCGCUGAAGACCUCAAAGUUAGCCUAAGAAAAUGCUUGGCUUCCACCCCCUUGUUCGCCAAAUUUGCCGUGCCGCUCAUGUUAGAAAAAUUAUCUUCUACUUCCGGAAGUGCAAAGAAAGACUCGAUGGAAACAUUGGCUGCAUGUGCUCCCGUCUAUGGCGCGGCGGCGUUAUUACCCAACACUGAUGAAAUUAUGGAUUCACUCAAAGUCGAGGUCCUCCAUGCUACCGAUGCUUCGCUUGAAGAGGCGGCGUUGGAUGCUAUUCAUUGUGUGGUGGCAGCCCUCAGUAGUGGCGUGAAUGAUUCGACGGAGGAGCCGACCGACAAAGCCUUGAAGCCUAUUGUCGAUGAAAGUCUCACCAAUUUGAAAGACCCCGAUCUCAGAAAUGCAAAAGAAACUGGUCGCAUCUUGCGCGCCGCUGCAUCCGCUUCUGAUUAUGCUUGCAAUUUCAUCGUAUCACAGGUCCUUCCUCGCUUACUGAGCAGCUAUCGCGAAACAGAGGUCACGACCCACCGAAAACUCGUAAUGGAUAUCAUGCUCGAAUUGCUGGAAGCCGGCAUCGCUGUCUAUGGAUCCUCGAGUACGGAUAAGAAUAAGAUGCAAGUGGAUGAGGAUAUGGUGUCUCCUCUGUUGCCAUUCAAGGAUCGCUUAUUCUACGUGUUUGAAAAUGCCCUGAUGGCUUCCAAUGAGUACAAUGGUGUCCGUCUUGCGGGUAUCCGAGGCUUCAAGUUGAUGACCCUCACACAAUCCUAUUUGUCCAGCAACGAAGUUGGUAUUGUGGUUCAGUCUUACAAUAAGAUCCUAUUGCACGAACCCGAUGAUGAACUUCGUAUGGCUGUACUGGAUGCUUUGACAGUGUUGGCUCAAUUCGAUAGCAGCCACAUCAUUCGAGAAACUGUCCCCGCCCUGAUCCAAUGCCUCCCAGAGACCGCCAAAGAUAAGCCUGCUAGCAGUUAUCAGCGAAUCCUCGUAGCGCUGAAAAAGUUGGCCCCAAUUCCUGCCAUUUUUGAUGUCACAGCACCCAUGAUGAUGACCAAGAUGGAAGAGUUAUGUCGUACAGAAUCGGAAGCCGCCUAUCCUUGUGCGAUUGCCACCUGUUUAUUGGAUAUCCUCAAGAUCAAAGUCGCGGAGAACCACACAGAUAUCGAGACUUGCGUCAAUACGAUUCUUCCUCGCUUAAUAGCCGAUGUCAUCCAAUCUGCUUUGGAUGCAAAGAGUUCCCGACUUCUCCUUGAAGCGAAUCUCUUGCGACAGAUUGCAUUUAUUGUCAGUCUUGUUUUCCAAAAAUUAAAUACAAGCCUACAAGAAGCAUUCGUCACUCGCAUGUUCAAACUUUUCCUGGACGGCGAUUUGUCUGUGGUUGACAUUGAAUCUUCGGCCAGUUUUGCCCCGUUAUCGCCUUCAGCAAGUGACCAUCAAAAGCCGACCCUUCUAUUAUUUUCGGCCAUCGUGUGUGCGUGCAGAAAGGAUACGACUUUACCAUUAGAGUCUGUCGAUGCAUUUUGCAAUCAAUUGAUGCAAGUCGCCUUGGUAUCAUCCAAUACCAUUGAACGUGAAGCAUUAGUAACCAUGAUGGGUGCCAUGGUGAACAAAUAUCGUGAUACUAGCGCGUUAUCAUCGUUUGUGGAAACGUCGGCGACCCGAUUGGAGGAAGCAAUGAACGAAAACUCCAGUACAAGCACCAAUGCAUUGGAAAUUUAUCUUUGGUUGACCAAAGCGUUGGUGGUUCGUGCUUAUGCGGCAGGUUAUGAGCUGACGCAGAAGAUCAUCCACUUGUGCUCGAAUCCAGUUCUCGGGCUACAAGCUGCGAAAGGAUUCGAUAUCCUUAUUGGCGAAGACCCAUUGACGCUGAAUAAAGCCACCUUUGCUACCAUCAAUAUUUUGUACAAACAGCGCUUCUUCAAUUUCUGUCUUCCAGAACUCAUGGGAGGGUUCCGCACAGCAGAUGAAGCUGUCAAGCCUAAUUAUCUAAUUGCUUUAUCGUACAUGUUGAAACAUGUACCCAAGCAAAUCUUGUUCAACGAAUUGCCACCACUGGUUCCUUUGCUUAUCCAAGCCUUGACUUUACAAGACGCUACACUCAAAGUGUCGACAUUGGAUACGUUCCGGUUAGCGGUGACGGAGGCGUCGGAUGUGGUGGCACCUCACGUGCGUUCGAUUUUGCCGGCGUUGCUUGGCCUACUGGAGCCGGAACAGAGGUCACCUCUGGAAGUCCGUAUAGCUGCGCUCAAAUGCUUGGCGGUAUUCCCGGUCGGACUCACCAAUGAUGUUUUGUUGCCGCACGUUCAUUUCGUAACCAAGCAACUGACCAAAUCUUUGGAUGAUAAAAAGCGUCUCGUCAGAAAAGAAGCAGUCGAUUGCAGAGCUCGUUGGUACUCCAUUUCCGUUCCAUUAUAAUUAAUUUGAAGGGGAUCUUGGUGGUUUUUUCCCGGUGGCAUGAUGAGCUUUCCCUUGGAUUAGAUAUUCCUCGAGAGCUGCUCCACAGGUUGUAUUAUAGACAAUAGCAAUUUUUACGAAUAUAUAAACACAUGAUCCCGUGGCUUUGAAAAAGCUUC
Molecule: messenger RNA, 3266 nt
Organism: Radiomyces spectabilis
Lineage: Eukaryota; Fungi; Mucoromycota; Mucoromycetes; Mucorales; Radiomycetaceae
Product: RNAPII transcription regulator C-terminal-domain-containing protein
Exons: 23
Coding region: 25-3108 (1027 amino acids)
Biological process (GO): iron-sulfur cluster assembly
Cellular component (GO): cytosolic [4Fe-4S] assembly targeting complex
Source: RefSeq, a predicted model, not a curated record